Messenger RNA from Penicillium robsamsonii, 1242 nucleotides. RefSeq lists its product as uncharacterized. Gene Ontology annotation, molecular function: pyridoxal phosphate binding; L-aspartate:2-oxoglutarate transaminase activity. Gene Ontology annotation, cellular component: cytosol. The record is from RefSeq and is a predicted model, not a curated record. Gene Ontology annotation, biological process: L-aspartate biosynthetic process. The coding region runs from base 1 to 1242 and encodes 413 amino acids. Lineage: Eukaryota; Fungi; Ascomycota; Eurotiomycetes; Eurotiales; Aspergillaceae. The transcript is spliced from 2 exons.
AUGGAACAAUAUCUUGAUCUCCCGAUUGCCCCCGCAGACAUUGCGUUCGGUCUGAUGGCCGACUUCGAGACAGACACCCACCCAAGGAAGGUUUCGCUGAUUGCCGGAGCAUAUCGCGACGAGCAUGGAGAGCCAUGGGUCUUACCAAGCGUCAGAGAGGCAAAGAAACGCUUCAGCCAAGCCGCUCAUGAAUACCUAGGCAUAGCAGGCUCGCCAACCUUUAUCAACCUGGCAAAGGGCCUUGUAUUUGGACCCGUUGCCUCCAGCCUACAAGACAACGCAGCAUCAAUCCAAACCGUUUCCGGCACAGGUGCAAACCACCUCGCAGCAACCUUCCUUUCCGAACACCUCCGCCCAAACCGCGUCUUUAUCCCCUCACCAACGUGGAUCAAUCACAAGUCCAUUUGGGAGAUGACUGGGGUGGUGGUUGUAGAGUAUCCGUACUACUCACAUACCACGAAAGAAGUCGAUAUUGCCGGUAUGCUGGAUGCCCUGGAGCAAGCCAAACCCAAUGAUGCCGUUAUCCUACAAGCCUGCGCGCAUAACCCCACUGGCGUGGACUUAUCAAGAUCCCAGUGGAUACAAGUCGCUGAGCUCGUCCAACGGAAUAAGCUAUUUGCCGUCUUCGAUAGCGCAUACCAAGGCUUCGCUACAGGUGAUGUCGACGGCGAUGCCUGGGCCGUUCGGUACUUCGCAGAGAAUGUUCUUACCUCUGAGACGCAUCUAGGCAUGUGCGUGGCGCAGUCGUUUUCAAAGAACUUCGGGUUGUAUGGCGAACGUGUCGGUGCUUUACACCUAGUCGUACCGCGGCAUCUUUCGGCGCAGGGCGCGCGGUCUAAAUUGAUGGCAAUUGCACGGGCAGAGUAUUCUAAUCCUCCGCGUUUUGGGGCCACCAUCGUUGAGACAGUUCUUAGCGAUCAAGCCCUAACAACUCAGUGGAAAGCGGAUUUGGAUACGAUGAGCUCACGAAUCAAGAUGAUGAGAUCUGAACUGAGGCAGAGGCUGGAGAAAGAGACGCAAGGGGAUUGGUCGUGUAUUGAGAGACAGAUUGGGAUGUUUAGCUAUACGGGGCUGACAAAGGAGCAAGUAUCUUGGCUCCGAGACGAUUUUCAUGUUUAUUUAUUGCCGUCAGGUCGGAUGAGUGUGUGUGGGCUGAAUAAGGGCAACGUCCAGUAUGUGGCGCACGCUAUUGGCGAAGUUACGAAGGCUAGGAUGAGCAUCGAUAUUUCAGUUAUGCCAUAG